Messenger RNA from Triticum dicoccoides, 963 nucleotides. RefSeq names its product protein BRANCHLESS TRICHOME-like. Lineage: Eukaryota; Viridiplantae; Streptophyta; Magnoliopsida; Poales; Poaceae. The coding region runs from base 31 to 489 and encodes 152 amino acids. The transcript has a single exon. The record is from RefSeq and is a predicted model, not a curated record.
UAGGUGACCGGGCGCGCCAAAGUGGAGGCCAUGGCGAUAGCGCUAGCGCAAACAAGCCGCGCGAAUCUGGGCCUCGGCCUCAAUCAUGGCGCUGUAGUGGCCUCACCUUCUUGGAAGCUUUACCACAACCCUCACUACUUGUCACCUCGCGGCGACUCUUCCGGCCCCUCUCGCAGAUCCCCUUCUCGCCCAGAGCACCGCAGACCUAUGAUCGUGGCGAAUUUCGACGAAGACGGCGGCGGCGGCAUGGAGCAGCAGCUGGGGUACGGCGACGGUGGCCUGGCGUCGGUGUCGGAUCUCCUGGCGCGGGUCGAGGAGCUCGCGGCGGAGCUUGAGUUCGAGAGGCGCAUGCGGCGCAAGGUUGAGGCGCUCAACGAGGUGCUCGCCGCGGAGCUCGCCGAGGAGCGGCGCCGGGUCGAGGCGGAGCGCGCGAGGAUGCGGGAGGAGCUCGACGAGGAGCGGCGGAUGCUGCGCGUCGCGGAGCUGUGACGGGAGGAGAGGGUGCGGAUGAAGCUCGCCGACGCCCGGGCCGCCGUCGAGGAGAAGCUGCGGGAGGUCGCCAACGCCGGGCACCGUGCUGCCGAUGCCACCGCCGCUGCCGAAGGCUGCAGCUGCAGGAGCGGCAGCCCGAUCGGCGGCAAGGUAAGCCUGGCGAGUGUUGGGCAGCAAAGCCCAGCGAGCAGUCAGCACGGCCAACAAAGCCCGGCGAGCGGUCAGCACUCCCAAUCGCACCGGCGAGAAGUCACUGGCGGCGAGAACCCUCACAUCAGGAGGGGGAUCAAGGGGUCCGUGGAGUUCCCGAGGGCUGUCCGUGUGCGGCCGCGCGGCGAGGAGCGCGUGGAUCUGGUGUCCAACAUCGAGUGCCAACGGGCGCAACUGCGCGUCCUCAUGCGGCACAGGAAUCCGGCCGCCGCCGGCAUGCCGGGCCUCGUCGGCGCGGCGCCAGACAACUUCGUCGUGUAA